CGUCAAUAUUUUGGCAUUUUCAUCUCAUGCAAUAUUGAUCCAAUCACCAUCCAAUCAUUCUUAUUUGUAGUUUCCGAAAAGUAGAAGUCUAGAAGGAAAUCAUGACUACCCAAGCCCUUCCAAACGCGGCUCAGACUGGCUUUUCCAACGCCUCUGCAUACGACAAACACCGGCCGACCUAUACCACACAAGAAACCGAGACCCUGCUUUCAUCUAUUGGCCUGAAGGAUCACAAAGGGGCCAAGCUACUGGAUCUAGCGGCAGGGACUGGACUAUUUACAGAAGCGCUUGCGGCUCGGCAUGAGGACUUUGUGAUCACCGCCAUCGAGCCCCAUGAUGACAUGCGGGAAGAGUUAGAGAAAAAAGAUCUACAAAGAGUUACGGUUAAGAAAGGACGGGCGAACGAUAUUCCGCUGGAGGAUGGGAGUGUCGAUGCUGUAUUUGCGGCGCAGGCAUUCCAUUGGUUCGCGAAUGUUGAAUCUCUCAAAGAGAUACGUCGUGUUUUAAAGCCAAAUGGUGUACUAGGACUCAUCUGGCAUGUUGAUGAUUGGAAUGCAUAUAAAUCUAACAUACCAACCACCAAAUGGGAAAUCGUAAUCAAAGAAGAGAUCUGGCACCAUGAUGACAGUCUCCCUCGCUACCGGCACGGCCUAUGGAAAGCCGUGUUUGACGAGCAGAACCAGGUGUAUUUUAAAUCGCCGAUCGAAGAGAAAUCGGACCCGUUUACCUACUACAUGACCCUAGAGGCAUUGUGGUCGAGAUUGCAGACUUUCAGUCAAUUCGCUAAUCUGGGUGAAGAAGAUUUCAAGAAGUUGAAAGAGCGAUUUGACGAUGCCUUGAGCGGAGAGGAUGUUCCAAGAAAUGAGGCUGGCGACGUGGCUGUUCAUGGAAAGACACAGUAUGCCUGGGCCAAGGCAGUAUAGAUCAAUAGAAUUUAGAAGUUAGCAUCGAAUUAACGAGAUUCUUCAUCGUUUGGAGGAGGCGA
Messenger RNA from Talaromyces proteolyticus, 985 nucleotides. RefSeq names its product putative 2-heptaprenyl-1,4-naphthoquinone methyltransferase. Gene Ontology annotation, molecular function: S-adenosylmethionine-dependent methyltransferase activity. NCBI's taxonomy places the organism in Eukaryota, Fungi, Ascomycota, Eurotiomycetes, Eurotiales, Trichocomaceae. The record is from RefSeq and is a predicted model, not a curated record. The coding region runs from base 102 to 923 and encodes 273 amino acids. The transcript has 5 exons.